GGCUGGCUGGCCCAUGAUACAUGGGCUCUGUUUGAAGGAAGUCGGUCGCUUCCUUAAGUCAACCUUUUGGAUCGGAUCCACAUUGCUGUAUCAGCUGUUCCAAUUCAAUUCAAUUCAAUUCAAGCCGUUGAUUCACGAAGAUCACAACCAUUACGCAAUUACUCUCUCUCUCCCCGCAGCUCGCCGGAUCUCCGUUGUCUUCUUCGUCUCUUGGAUUUGUUUACCUCUUAACUCUUGUCUCACACUCCGGAGCAGAUGCGCGACUCGAUCAGGGUUUGAGACCUUGGUCAAAGCGAUCGCCUUCCUUUGACUCAUAUAUUUUCAUUUCCCCUUUUUAUCCCAUUGGCCUUAGGGUUUCCUACACGAUAUGAGCUAAUACGAUUUGAUUUCUCCCAAGCUCCCCCUCUAUUGGUUGCAGGGUUUUCUUCUCCGGCCUAAAAUGGAAACGUCCGGCACCAAUCAUGACGCCUUUAGGGGUUCCCCUCGAAGAAACUCCAUCCUCUCAGCUUCUAACAUCAUCCAGGCCCCUAUAUCAACCUUGUUAGAGUAUUCGGGUCUCUUCCGAACGAGGACUAGUCCUAGUCCGGAGGCGGAAACGCUGGUUAGUGAUGCUUCUGCAGGAAUCUCCAACGGUGAGGUUGCCAUUAGGAUAAUUGGCAACGGGGAGCAGGAUGCUGAAACUGAUAAUAGUGGUCUCAGGGAAGCCGCUGCCCAUGCCCAGCCUGAAGUUUUAGCUUCUGGUACUCAAGUUGAUCCUUUGGGUGCUGGAGAUGGGGCCUCUCAGUCUCAGGCUGCUCCAGUUGAUUCUGUAGCUGGAGAUGCCGCAAGCCGGGAUUCACCUUACCAACGAUAUGACAUUCAGCAGGCUGCACGGUGGAUUGAGCAAAUUCUUCCCUUUUCUUUGCUUCUCUUGGUUGUUUUUAUCCGCCAGCAUUUGCAGGGGUUCUUUGUCGCAAUCUGGAUUGCUGCUGUCAUGUUCAAGUCAAAUGAUAUUUUGAAGAAGCAAACAGCGCUGAAGGGUGAGAGGCAUAUCUCAGCAUUAAUCGGAAUCUCUGUAGCGUUUACGGCCCAUGUUGUUGGUGUUUAUUGGUGGUUUCGAAAGGAUGACCUCUUGUGUCCCUUAAUCAUGCUCCCUCCCAAGUCUAUACCACCUUUCUGGCAUGCCAUUUUUAUCAUAGUGGUGAAUGACACACUUGUACGGCAGGCCUCAAUGAUAUUCAAGUGUUUUCUGCUGAUGUACUACAAGAACAGUAGGGGUCGAAAUUAUCGUAAACAGGGUCAACUGCUAACUUUGGUUGAAUAUUUGAUGCUUCUGUAUCGCUCUUUGCUGCCUACCCCUGUAUGGUACCGUUUCUUCCUGAACAAGGAUUAUGGAAGCCUCUUCUCCUCUCUUAUGACGGGAUUGUAUCUGACUUUCAAGCUCACUUCAGUGGUUGAGAAGGUUCAAUCCUUCUUUACGGCAUUGAAGGCUUUGUCACGUAAAGAGGUGCACUAUGGAUCAUAUGCAACUUCAGAGCAGGUGAAUGCGGCGGGCGACCUGUGUGCCAUCUGCCAGGAGAAAAUGCACACCCCAAUUCUUCUUCGCUGCAAACACAUGUUUUGCGAAGAUUGCGUUUCAGAGUGGUUUGAGAGAGAGAGGACGUGUCCUCUGUGCAGGGCCUUGGUCAAAUCAGCAGAUCUAAAGUCAUUCGGUGAUGGAUCCACCAGCCUUUUCUUCCAGAUAUUCUGAUUGAAACACAUACGAGACUCCAAAGUACAAAAGUCGCUCAAGACUCACUCACUCACUCACUCACUAGUCUUCUUAGAGAGUAUUGAUGAUAUACAAUGCCAUUUUGAGCUGUGAACCAAAGACACCACUGAUGCCUUGAAGAUGUUCAUACAAUCUUACUAUUUGUUAAUACGAAAUCGCCUUUUAUAUUCCGUAGCCAAAAGAAAAAAAAAAGAAAAAAAAAAAACUGA
Messenger RNA from Eutrema salsugineum, 1959 nucleotides. Its product is annotated as RING finger and transmembrane domain-containing protein 2. The coding region runs from base 440 to 1729 and encodes 429 amino acids. Gene Ontology annotation, biological process: positive regulation of ERAD pathway. Lineage: Eukaryota; Viridiplantae; Streptophyta; Magnoliopsida; Brassicales; Brassicaceae. Gene Ontology annotation, molecular function: ubiquitin protein ligase activity. The transcript is spliced from 9 exons. The record is from RefSeq and is a predicted model, not a curated record.